Messenger RNA from Neomonachus schauinslandi (Hawaiian monk seal), 2263 nucleotides. RefSeq names its product activating transcription factor 3 (gene ATF3). Gene Ontology annotation, cellular component: nucleus. Bases 467 to 1012 code for a protein of 181 amino acids. Gene Ontology annotation, biological process: regulation of transcription by RNA polymerase II. The record is from RefSeq and is a predicted model, not a curated record. Gene Ontology annotation, molecular function: RNA polymerase II cis-regulatory region sequence-specific DNA binding; DNA-binding transcription factor activity, RNA polymerase II-specific. The transcript has 3 exons. NCBI's taxonomy places the organism in Eukaryota, Metazoa, Chordata, Mammalia, Carnivora, Phocidae.
AUUUGCUAAAUCCAAGGGUCCCUGAGUCUUUGCUUUUACUUCCAUUCACGGAUAGAUCCAUUCAGCUUGAUUUCAGAUACCUUCCAAGUUUCUUUUCAAAACAGAGACUGAAAAUGGGGUUACAUAAAAGUCUCACUGAUUUUUUUUUUCUUUAAAUGCUCUUCCUCUUUCAGGACUGUUUGAGGCUACAUUUGCAUAUACGCACACCAGCCAAAACUAAAAGCUUCUUGACCUCUAGCCUGAAAUGCCACCCUUUAUAAAUUUCAAGUAGGCAUUUUAUCCACAUCACUGAGCUAUGUAUUUUAAGAACCUGUUUUACUCAAGAGGAGGAUGGUGUAAAACGAGAACAACACAGAAGCCUGAGGGGGAUACGGCUGUGGUGUUGGGGGCCGCAGAUGUGGGGAGACUUGAUCCCAUGCCCCUAAGUCCCUGAAGUAGUUUGGGUCUCGAUAUUUCUUUCAGCAAAAUGAUGCUUCAACACCCAGGCCAGGUCUCUGCCUCAGAAGUCAGUGCAUCUGCCAUCGUCCCCUGCCUGUCCCCUCCUGGGUCACUCGUGUUUGAGGAUUUUGCUAACCUGACACCCUUUGUCAAGGAAGAGCUGAGGUUCGCCAUCCAGAACAAGCACCUCUGUCACCGGAUGUCCUCUGCACUGGAGUCAGUCACUGUCAGCGGCAGCCCCCUGGAGAUGGCAGUCACGAAAACCGAGGUAGCCCCAGAAGAAGAUGAAAGGAAAAAGAGGCGGCGGGAAAGAAAUAAGAUUGCAGCUGCCAAGUGCCGCAACAAAAAGAAGGAGAAGACAGAGUGCCUGCAGAAAGAGUCAGAGAAGCUGGAGAGCGUGAACGCCGAACUGAAGGCCCAAAUCGAGGAGCUCAAGAACGAGAAGCAGCAUUUGAUAUACAUGCUCAACCUUCAUCGGCCCACGUGUAUUGUCCGGGCUCAGAAUGGGCGGACUCCAGAAGAUGAGAGAAACCUUUUUAUCCAACAGAUAAAAGAAGGAACAUUGCAAAGCUAAGCAGUCAUGGUAUGGGGGCAACUGGGGAGUCCUCAUCGAAACCUUCUACAUCCCAAACCCUGAAGCCAUUGGAGAUCUGACUUCCUGUGCACCUCUCGCAUCCCAGCCGUGAAGAACCAUCGAGGCGGAAGAGCCCUGGGUGACUCAGCUGGGCCUUUCCUCUCUGCACCAGAGUGGACUUUGGACCAGGACAAGGGCAUCUUUUUGUCUCAAUGCCAGGAUUUAGGCCUUAACAUUACUGGCUAUUCUUGGAUGCUGCAGAUGGCCCCUGUUCAGGGUCCUGCCCAUCUUCUGCCUGGAUUCUACCAAAACCAGGACUCUCACCAUUAGGACUCAUGCUGAAGAAGUGUCUGUACCUUGGGUGGGUGGAGUGGGGCCGCGUCCUGCACUGCCACGGCCACUCGCAGGGGACACAGAGGGAGAACGGCAUUUAACAACGUUGAACAAUGGCCAGGGUUGUGCUUUCUAGCAAACAUGCUAUUAUGUACCGGAAUUACUGUGUGCAAAGCGUCUGUGUCAAAGCUAGUCAUUGUGCUCUCCUGAUGUUUGUUUUGCACAACACCCGGUGUGAUUUUCCUCAGAUCUGGUUUCUGAGCGUGUGGGGGCGGCGAGCACCAUAGGCAGGGUCUUACAGAAUGUUGAGGUGGCCAGAAGAGCUUGUCCGCCCCGGGAGAACAGAAUUCUGCUGGCGAGCAGGGCAGUUUUGUGUCAACAGAGAAAGCCGCCUUUCCCGUGGCAGCCAGGCAUUAAUGCAAAACUCAUGGGCAUGACUGCAGGUCCUCUGUCGCGAACUCAGUUAUCAUGUCACAGGAAGAAAGCAGGAAGUCCAACUUCCAAAGGGCUAGGACUCUCCACUCAGUGACUUAGGUCAGGAGUUAUUUCUAGGCCAGAAAAGCCAAAGAAUAUUCCAUUUUCCCUUUCUCGCAGUUGAAAACCACAUUCAGUGGAGACAAGUUUGAAGCCAGGUGAUGCCCAGGCAUUAGCAUUAUUGGAUGUUCGUGGCAUUGUUUGUCAUGCAGAUGUUUGUAGAAAUCUGGCCCAGAGCAUUUAUAGCUGUGAGAGGUCAUUCACACUGGCCACAGGACUCUGGCUACUGUCUGUUUAAAUUCUGAUGUUUCUGUGAAAUCCUCAGAGUGUUUAAUCCUAUUCAAUAGUAUCGUUACAAUUUUCUGUAAGAGAAAAUAUUACUUAUUUAUCCUAGUAUUUCUAACUUGUCGAUAUAAUAAAUACUGGAACCAAGACAUGGUGAAC